UGGUGGACCUGCAGCCCGGUAGAACGAUAGACAGAAAGAAGCAGCAGAGACAGACCAAACACACACACAGCUAGACUUACUGUUACCUUCACUUUAAUAUACACACAGACACACAGAAGAGCAGGUAGAUAAAGAGCCGACCUGAAGCCUACCAGACACACUCAUCUGUCCUCACACUCUCUCACACACUCAGCAGCAUGUUUCGCUGGAGGCUCCCCCAGGCAGUGUGCGUGCUGUCGGCAUGUGUAUGUCUGCUGCUGGCGUACGAGGAUGAUAUUGAGGUCAAUUACGCUGACCCCUUCUACAAUGAAAUCACAGAGGGACAGACGCCAGAACCUACACCAAGCUCGACUCCCUGCAGUUCUCCAGACCUGACCAAAUGGGACAAACUCUUCUCAAUGCUGGAGAACAGUCAGAUGAGGGAGAAUAUGAUGCUUCAGUAUGCAAAUGACAUCAUCAAGGUGGAGAUGGGGUCGCUGCGUGGGGAAAUGCUCAGGUUUAUAGCACAGUAUGGUGGCUCAUGCGGGGUUGCUGUGGAGUCAGCAGGAAGAAGGAUGGCCUUGCAGCUGGAGGGCCGCCUUAGAGAAACCGUGGAUCGCUUCAAAAUCAAAGACCAGAUUUCUGCCUCUGCAGGAAAUUCUGUUGGGAAUUCCGGCCACCUUGAGGGAAUGCUACAGCAGCUCCUCUCUGCAGCACGCAGCCAAGCUUCACAACUCGCCAAGUUGGAGAUCAGCUGCUUCAGCAGCCCAGGAGCCGGGACGGGGAUGAAUUCAAAGACAGGAUCUCCUUUUACUGAGGGCACAGCUGGGCUUCGAGAGCAAGAGGUAACAUCACGAGAUGUGACUUUAGACACUGUGCUCGCUGCUCUGCAACAGACCAGAGUGGAGCAGGAGGAGUUGCUGAGGUCAUCAAGGCAAAGAUACCUUCCCGGAGGUUGUGAGAUGGCUCUCCUCUUCCCCAUGCGUUCUCGUCGAAUCUACACCUCAGUUUUACCUGAGGUCCCUCUCUCUGUCUCCGCCUUCACAGUCUGCAUGUGGGUGAAGCCAACCACUGUCUCCAACAAAACUGUACUCUUGUCUUACGGAAACCGCCGCAACCCAUAUGAGAUUCAGCUACUGCUAGCUCAAACGUCAGCGCUCUUCACCAUAGGAGGAGAGGCUCACCUGGUUGAAGCACGGGGCGUUGUCAACACAGGAAGUGCAUCGGAAUGGAUCCAUUUGUGCGGGGCUUGGUCGUCCAAGCAGGGUCUGGCAUCCCUGUGGGUAGGUGGGAAAAAGGUGGCAUCGGUCCCCGGAGUGGCUGAGGGUCAUGUCUUACCCGACGGUGGCUCGAUGCAGCUGGGUCAGGAAAGGAACGGCUGCUGCCCAAUUGCUCAAAACAUCGGGAUGCCAGGGUUUGAGGCAGGAUUCGAUCAUAAGCUGGCGUUCACAGGGAAAAUAACAGGAGUGAACAUGUGGGACAGGGUUCUGUCAGAGGAGGAGAUUCCCCAGCUGGCUACCAGGGGGGGCCAGGGCUGUGAGCAGAGAGGAAAUGUGGUAGCGUGGGGAGUGACGGAGAUGGUGCCCCAUGGAGGUGCUCAGUUCAUCAACUAACAUAUUCGUUCACUUUUCAUGGUAGAUGUUGUCAUCAGCAUCAACAGAGUCAUCAUCGUCAUAUCAGCAACAUCCCAACAAGCUUUCACGCUAAAACUGAAAAACUGUUUAUGUCAUCACCCUGUUGAUCCAUAGUUAAAUAUCCAAUAUCCAUCCAAUAACCAUGUUAUUUUCAAGACAGUUAUAUUCUUAUGCAUCUUGAUCUUCAAUUUACACAUAAACACUAAUGCUGCAAGGACUUUAACAGGACAUAUUCAUAUGUGAGAAAGCCAAUGCUGAGAGAGAUUCCUGUAGCCUAACCAUUUAAACUGAGGCCUUACAAUACACAGAGAUCUACUCACACACACACACACACACACACACACACACACACACACACACACACACACACACACACACACACACACACACACACACACACACACACACACACACACACACACACAC
Messenger RNA from Labrus mixtus (cuckoo wrasse), 2039 nucleotides. It is a transcript of the gene ptx3a, whose product is annotated as pentraxin 3, long a. Gene Ontology annotation, biological process: innate immune response. Lineage: Eukaryota; Metazoa; Chordata; Actinopteri; Labriformes; Labridae. The record is from RefSeq and is a predicted model, not a curated record. The coding region runs from base 198 to 1592 and encodes 464 amino acids. Gene Ontology annotation, molecular function: complement component C1q complex binding. The transcript has 4 exons.